UUUCUCAGAGAACUUGUUGUGAGUUACAUAAAGAGGGAUUUUACUGGUCAGUUAAUGAACCCGGCUGUGCGCUCACGCAAGGAACGUCCAACGACGCCGACGACGACGACGACGAAAACGACGAGGACGACGGCUGAGUCGGCAUUACGCAAAAGGCAAGAAUAAAGGACCAACGACGAGAUCACGACGAGUGAAAGUGAAGCCGGGGUAACGCGCGUCCCACCUGGACCAGGCGUGAAAGUCCAGUGCGUAAUACGAACGCGAGGGACACGUGGUGUGGUGGUACCUGUCGAAACCGCGCUAUCGACACGACGACGACGAGGCGAUAUUGAUGAUAACGACGGCGAUAAUGACGACGCAGGUACGCACUUACAGCGAGAACAAUGCUCGGGGCAGUAACGCCAGAUGAUGAUGAUGAUGAUGAUGAUCCCCUCUAGACGCAAUUCUGGAUCAACGCGCACUCAAUCGCCAAUCAGAGCGUAAAGUGAUUAAUUAUCUCUCUCUGGAUUAUAUAAUCCACUUUUAUUCAACUGAGGUUGAUAGUUUAUUCAUCAAUCGAAGAGUAUCGACCGUUCGAGGAUUAUUGAGAGCCGGUCUGAAUAAAAGUGCGAUUAAUAAACAUUGUUUAAUAUUAUUUCCAAGAAACAUUAUUAAUUAAAUAAAUUGCAGACAGCUAAAAUUAAGGUUAAUAAAAGUGACGUGAUUGGUUCGGACUAAUUGGUGUAGAACCAUCUGAUCAGUGUCUUUUUGGGUGAGAUCAAUAUUUUUUAUCAAUCAACGAGCUCAAGAGAAAAUUCUUCUGCACGAUUUGUGAAUUAAUCGAAAAUCGAAGAUGAAGUUUAUCGCAUCCUUGUUUGGGACUGGGUCCCCGAAAGCGAUGGGCAGGCAGUACAUGAAAGUCGGCAGGAACGCCCUUUUUGGUGUGAGGACUGACAACAUUGACACUAUUUGUACCGAAAAAGUGCCGAGGCCGUUAUCCUUGCUAAUCUCUAAGAAAGGAAAACUCAGGCACGGUAGGAUAGCAGCAAUCUGCCUAGGUCUCCUUGCACUUAUAAUCGGCAUAGUGCUCAGUAGCAUACCGUGGGUUGAUUACCUUAUUUUAAGACAACUGCGACUAUGGAACGGCUCGCUCUCCUUUCAAUAUUGGCAAAAGCCAGGCGUAGCUCGAUUAACCAAAGUCUACAUAUUUAAUGUAACCAACACGGAGAACUUCCUGCAGUUUAACGAGAAGCCAAAGCUCCAGGAAAUCGGCCCAUUCGUUUAUCGAGAGGAUAUGGAAAAGGUUAACAUCGUAUUUCACAAUAACGGAACCGUCAGUUAUCAGCAUAAGAAAAUUCUGAACUUUGUACCUGAAAUGUCUAAAGACGGAAAUAUCAAAUUGAUGGUGCCGAAUAUACCUUUGCUAACACUUUCGACGCAAAGCAAGAGCCUUCCACAUAUCAUCACAAUGGGAUUAUCAAUUUUCUUGAGCGGGAUGCAUAUGAAACCCUUCGUUCCUGUGACGGCGCAGGAACUCGUCUUUGGGUAUGACGAUCCACUAGUUAGUCUCGGAUAUCGAUUUCUUCCCAAAACAAGACGGCCCAUGAGCAGAAUGGGCCUUCUUAUCGGAAGAAACGGCACAUUGAGCGAAAUAUCCACAAUAUUUACCGGACAUACAGAUAUGAAAGAGUUUGGUUUGAUAAAUCGAUUGAACGGGCUUGAUCAUUUGCCGUAUUGGCCGACGGCACCUUGUAAUUCCAUUACAGCUUCGGAAGGAUCCUUCUUUCCGCCGCGGGAUCAGACCGGUGCUGAUAUCAUUCACGUGUGGGACAAGGAUCUCUGCAGAACAUUGCCGUUGCAAUAUCGCGGACCGGUAGAAAAAACUGGUAUCAAGGCGGAUUUAUAUACCCCGCCAGAUGUAGUUUUCGGUCAACCGAACGAGACUACGGAGAAUGAGUGCUUUUGCUCCGACGGCAUCAACAAUUGUCCCCUGCAAGGCUUGCAAGACAUUAGCCCGUGCCAGUACAGUGCGCCAGUUUACCUCUCGUUUCCACACUUUUACAAAGCCGAUCCUAAAUUGUUAGAUGCCAUUGACGGACUCAACCCGAUGGAAAAGCUACACGAAACAUACUUCAAAAUUCAACCGAAACUCGGUGUGCCGGUCGAAGUUAAAGUUCGCGUCCAGUUGAAUCUAAAAGUAGAGCAACAACAUAAUAUUGCGGUGGUCUCGAAUUUCUCUGACAUAGUUUUCCCUAUCAUGUGGCUCGAGGAGGGCAUAGAAGAGCUUACGCCGCCCAUCAGACGAUGGAUCUAUCUUGCGACCACGUUCGCCGACAUCGCUGUACCCUGCAUCACAUACGGUAUGAUUCUAGUCGGAUUGACGAUAAUCAUUACAGUGUUCGUGAAGAUUUACAAGAGUCCAGUGUUGGCGCACGAGGCAAUCGAGCUCGGCAAGAGGACUAUCAGGAGGGGCUCGUCCUUUCUGAUAACCGGCCAGCAUCGUUUGUUGGCCGGUCGAGACUCUUAUAUCUUAUUGAACAACGAUGACUUCGACGAGAACCAGGGCGUGAUAGAGGUCUGAUGGACAUGCUGUUCUGUGCAUGAAUUUUAAUGUUUGCUGAUGCUGUAUAAAUAAGUGUACGCAUUAAUUAUAGUGAUCGUCACGUAAGCGAUAAUUAAUGACGCUUAGUCCCGAUUCUUCGUAAAUUAAUUUAAUUGUGACAUUCAUAAAAGAUUUAUUAAAUAGUGAUGGUAUAUGCUGAAAGUAAUUAGAGAAUCGCGAUUUUAGAUAGCAGAAUUUAAGAAUCUCACAGGAAUUAAGAUAACUAGAAUCUAAGGCGUUUAAAAAUUUAACUCAUCUAUGUCUCAAGGUAUGAUUUAGGAUCCAAAAAAUUUAAAUAAUCUACGAUUCAAUUAACUUGGAUUUUGAUUAACAUAUGAUUUAAGGUGUUUAUAAAGUUCGAAGAAUAUAGGAAUUAUAAAGUCUUACAUGACAUAAGGAGAUCUUCAUCGAGACUUUAAUUGUCAAUAAAAUGUAUAUGCUAAGAGCUCUUAUACGACUCUUUCAUAAAACUUGCCGAAAGGCUACGAGUCUUUUAAUUAAUCUAGGAUUGUAUUUGAUUUUUUUUAUUAUUUCACCAAAUAUAACCGUAAACUGCACACACAGUUAGUGUGUAUAACUAGAUUGUAAUUAAGAUUUAAGAAAUCUCGGCAUUAAUUCUUAGGCUUAGGAUUCUCGAAGCCACAUAUCAUCUAAAUUGGAUUUAACAAUCCAAGUAUUAAAAUUUUUAAAGAUUUUUUUCCAAGGGUUGAUUGUGCAAGAAUUAUGGUGCAUGUAUAUAUAUUUCAUCAAUUAAAUGAUAACCGAUUUAUUUCUUGUCAAAAAAAGAAUCGAGCUAAUAAUUAAAUCUAGGCGUCAUUAAUUAAUAAUAAUAUCGUUGCUAAAAAAAUGUUGGUUAAGUACCUGCGAUACGGUAUGUGACGUAAUGUAAAAUGCAUCUUCUUUGACUGCGUACACCAAAGUCUCACUGUUGAUGGAUAACUAAUUAACUAUAACUAUAUGCGGAGCCAAAUUGGUAUUUGUAUAUUCAUUUCACGUGAAGAAAGGCUUCCUUUUAUUUUACGCGAAUUUUUAUUCGGACGAAAUCCGCGGAACAGUUUUUAUUUGUUUAAAUGGAAUCGAAAUUCGCCAAAGAAUCCUUCACGAUCUUUCACAAUGCGUGAAAGUAAACCGAUACGACCAUUAUAAUAUUCGUAUAGCUAUAACAAAAUGUAAUAUGUAUUAGCGUUUUCCUUAUUAGUUAUGGAAGAAAACUUUUGGGAUCCAAGGGACGUUUGUGUAAUUAAUCAGGGAUUACCUGAUAACCUUCGCGAGAGAUCCCUAGAUUAUAUUGAAUAUAUUAUUAUGUCUGUGAUUCCAUUCUUAUUUAUAUGUAAUAUGCAAUUUGCGUUUGAAUGGAGAGCAACGAGGAGAAGCUUCAUUGGCAAUUACGCGAAUGGACGAAACUUUUACUUGUGCCGAUCGUGGCAAGAUCGCGCGUGACGAUGCUUCUUCUCAACGUGUCCCACUCGUACUCGGCCAUAAUCUAGUGCAAUAUUAGUGAUCGUAUGUGUUAAGUAAACCAUUGCCAGCAAUCGUGCGGCGAAAUAAUGUCGAACUAUAAUAGAAGUAAGGUCAGUUGCACCGAUCAAUUUUAGCGCUACAUAUUAUUACGCAAAUCUAAAUAUCAGGUUAACGAUUUGGAACCCGGCUCCAGUUCUAUAGAAGAACAUUGGAAAGACACCAAUUUAGUUUAAUCAUGAUUACUGUUAAUCGAUAUCGGUGCGUUAUAUGAGUUAAAUACGGCUUGACGGUUAAUCAAAUGAAUGAUACAUUGAAAAUGUAAUAUAAUUAUGUGUAUCGGUUUUAAGUAUUUUUAAUAUAUCCCAAGAAUGUGUGAAAAAACAUUAGAGGGUAAGCUUGUUCUAGCACGAACGGAAUUUUCUAACCGAAAUUUAAUAAAAUAACUUUAUCC
Molecule: messenger RNA, 4493 nt
Organism: Formica exsecta
Lineage: Eukaryota; Metazoa; Arthropoda; Insecta; Hymenoptera; Formicidae
Gene: dsb
Product: scavenger receptor class B member 1
Exons: 10
Coding region: 833-2560 (575 amino acids)
Cellular component (GO): membrane; cytoplasm
Molecular function (GO): scavenger receptor activity
Source: RefSeq, a predicted model, not a curated record